Molecule: messenger RNA, 576 nt
Organism: Angiostrongylus costaricensis
Lineage: Eukaryota; Metazoa; Nematoda; Chromadorea; Rhabditida; Metastrongylidae
Source: the annotation of a GenBank genome assembly
AUGCUGUUAAACAUAUGUAAGAGUUUUCAGCUACCUCAAUCACUCAUUAUACGUAUUGAACGUGUUGGUAUUUUGCCGUCCGGUAACGAAUUCAAACUGAUUGACCAUGUGGGAUUCGGUGAGACUCUAGACGUGAGGGAUCUGUGCUUUUAUCGCGAUAAAGAGGUUGACUACGAUUUGGCGAUGUCUCGUCGUCCCGAAUCGACAUCGCGAAUCAUCGGCGGAGCAGCUGGUAAUGGGCGCUCUAGGGCUAAAAAACUUUCAUCAAACCUAGGAUUUGUACCACCGUUUGGAAUUAUAGAUGGUGGUUCUUUUGUGGCAGAGCGUCGCGAAUCUGCUCGUUAUAAAUACCAGUUACGAGCUGUUAGCGAACACCGCGGUGUACCACAAAGCGGACACUUCGUUACGUACCGGCGUGGGAUCAAUAAUCCCCAAACAUGGUAUCUCACCAAUGAUGCUAAGGUGCAACGGGUGCCAUAUUUGCAAGUUGUUAAAUCUCAAGCAUAUAUGCUUUAUUAUGAGCGAAUUCGACCAAAUCGAUGGUAUCAAAAGGACGAUCUUGUACUUAAACCAUGA